Molecule: messenger RNA, 570 nt
Organism: Scomber japonicus (chub mackerel)
Lineage: Eukaryota; Metazoa; Chordata; Actinopteri; Scombriformes; Scombridae
Product: interleukin-25-like
Exons: 3
Coding region: 1-570 (189 amino acids)
Biological process (GO): inflammatory response
Cellular component (GO): extracellular region
Molecular function (GO): cytokine activity
Source: RefSeq, a predicted model, not a curated record
AUGGAGAUUCAGGACUCUUUCAAACCUGUCCGCGUUCAAGAUGAUGUGGUUCAGUCUGCAAACGGUAAUAAGACUAUCCCCCUCUGCUCUGCCCUGCUGUUGCUCACCAUGCAGACUUAUUCUACUGCCCCAGCCACUGGGAAGUCCACCUGCACCACCCGCAUCAGAAAGGAGUUUAAAGCUCAUGCAGACAGAUAUGGGAAAUGGAACCUGGCCAUACCUAAACCUAACGCGACUGACUAUGCAUCCCAGGAUUCACUCACCUGCCAGCAGGCAGCCAAAGAGAUGGAAGGAGAGCCGCACAAACGCGCCCUGGCCCCAUGGAAGUACAGCAUCGACACUGAUGAGAACCGGCUCCCUCAUAAGAUUGCCGUUGCGGAGUGCCUUUGCGGCGGCUGCAUCAUCAACGCGAGUGAAACACAUGACUACAACUCUGUGCCUGUGAAAGCUCCGCUGAUGGUCCUGAGGAAGACUCAGUGCCCACAUGACCCAGAUAAAUAUGUGUUCAAAACAGAGUUUAUAUUUGUCACGGUGGCCUGCACUUGUGUUGUGCCCAAUCAGUCUAAAUGA